Clavispora lusitaniae ATCC 42720 is the source of this 1587-nucleotide messenger RNA. RefSeq names its product glutamyl-tRNA(Gln) amidotransferase subunit. Gene Ontology annotation, cellular component: mitochondrion; glutamyl-tRNA(Gln) amidotransferase complex. NCBI's taxonomy places the organism in Eukaryota, Fungi, Ascomycota, Pichiomycetes, Serinales, Metschnikowiaceae. Gene Ontology annotation, biological process: glutaminyl-tRNAGln biosynthesis via transamidation; mitochondrial translation. Gene Ontology annotation, molecular function: glutaminyl-tRNA synthase (glutamine-hydrolyzing) activity. The record is from RefSeq and is a predicted model, not a curated record.
AUGGAAGAAAAGUCUCAAGUACAGCUUGACCUGCAUAUUUUUAACACAACGUCUUCACUGUCUCAAUACUAUCCACUUAACGUGAUGAUUUCUAGGAGUAUAAAAGGAUGGCGUCCCGAGCCUGGGUAUCCAUUCAAAUGUGGCAUUGAAAUACAUACGCAACUCAAAACUAAGCAUAAACUUUUCUCCUUGUCGAAAAAUAGCCCGGGUGCAGCUCCAAAUACAUGUGCUAGUUACUUUGAUUUCGGCUUGCCGGGCACCAUUCCAAAGCUCAAUCCUGAAGCGCUCCUUUUGGCACUACGAGCUGCUGUAGCACUUAAGUCUGAUAUCAGCUCCAUUUCUUCCUUUGACAGAAAACAUUACUUUUACAUGGACCAACCUCUAGGGUACCAGAUCACACAGCAUUAUCAGCCUUUAGCCAAAAACGGUCACUUGCUGUUGGUUCCUCGUUUAGAUGACGUGGAAGAAGCCAAGACAAUCCAUGUGGAGCAGAUUCAGCUCGAACAAGAUACAGCAAAACUCAACUACAAUGCAUAUGAUGGUACAGUUGAUAUUGAUCACAAUCGAGCGAACGUCCCAUUGAUCGAAAUGGUGACAAAACCGGAUUUCUCGCAUCUUUCUGAGCUCCGUGCUUUCGUUAAAAAAUACAUUUCUCUCAUGACUCAUUUGGGUGUUUGCUCUGGUGAUAUGGAGAAUGGGGCAUUGAGAUGCGAUGUCAAUGUCAGUGUUGCAGGAGGAAAUCGGGUGGAAAUUAAAAACUUGGGGAGUACCUCGGAAAUCAUAGCCGCUGCAAAGUAUGAGUACGCGAGACAAGUUCAGCUAUUGAAGCACGGCAAGACCCCUGUUGAACAAGAAACUCGAAGCUGGGAUGGUACGAAAACAAUUCGUACUCGCUCAAAAGAGGAUGCCAUAGAUUACAGAUACUUCCCUGAUGUUGAGCUUCCUAGAAUCCGUUUACAUCCAUCAAUUGGCAAAGAUUUAUCUCAAACAUUGCCUGAACUUCCUGAGCAAUUAAUUCAACAAUUGUGCGAGGAGCCCUUCCUCUUAGAAGUGAAGCACGCUAGAUUUUUGGUGGAAAAUCCGGAUUUGUAUAACUACUACAAGAACUUGCACCACAUUAUCGUUGACAAGCACAAGCUUUCCUAUAAAGUUGUUAACAACUGGAUUAUUCAUGAGUUUAUUGGGGCAUUCAAUAAGUUGGACAUUCCUGUUGAUGUAUCCGUUAUUGACACGGAAAAACUUGCAUCUUUGAUCAUUAUGGUAAGCGAAAAGAAAAUUUCCAUCACUUCUGCAAAACUUCUUUUGACACAAAUCCUUCAGUCACCAGAAGACCGUGAGUUAUCUAUUCCAGAUCUAAUUGAUGCUUAUGAUUUGGGUGCAGUCAACGACAUUCAUGGGGAUGACUUAAAAGAGGCAAUAAAGGAAGUGUGUUCUGAAGUCAUAGAUUCCCAUCCCGACGUUGUGACGAAAAUAAGAAACGGGAAGACGAAAUCAAUAAACUUUCUCAUUGGUAGAGCAAUGAAAGAGACACAAGGGAAGGUGGAUUCUAAAGAGUUCGAAAAAAUGUUCAAAAAGCUUAUUGGGUAA